AUGGACAUGAUGGGUGGACCGUUGUGGGCAGCGCUCUUCUUUGCGAUGCUCACGCUUUCGGCACUUGACGCCGAAUUUGCAUGGAUAGAAAUGAUCAUUUCAUCAGUGCUAAAAAAGUUCGAUAAAGCAAACAGACAUACUGAAAUUCGACUCGUUGUUGGACUUUGUUUCUUCUGCUUCAUUUGCGGUCUUCCGCUCACCACACGAGGUGGUAUUUUCAUAUUCCAUUCGAUUGAAAACCUCAAUGCCAACUGGAAUUCAUUCUCACUGAGUCUUUUACUGGUUGUUAUUGUUUGCUACAUUUAUGGUGUUGAUAAUUUCAUCGAAGAUAUCGGUGAAAUGUUACGAGUUCCGACAAGUCUUGAAGCUGAGUUAAGAUCAAACAAUUUGAGCAUUGCGCAGAUAAGUUUUUGGGUGAAAGCGAAAUUCUUUUUCGGUCCGACUGGUACAUACAUACGAUGGACGUGGAGCUUUUUCAGUCCAUGUGUUCUCGGAGUUUGUUAUAGAAUAUAUUCUUUUGCAAUUGUUUUGUUUUUGUUGGUGUCAUCAGUGUUCACAUAUCAACGAGUGACAUUCGAAGGCAAAAUAUUGCCCAUAUAUUAUGAAUUAGUGGCAUGGAUCACGAUGACGGGACCUUUAUUUGUGGUACCGCUGACUGCAUUAUAUGUUUUAUUUGAUGCGUAUAGAAAUGGCAAGUCAAUCGUCGAUCCGGUCUCCAGAGUGGCAUCGGCACGUAGACCGAACGCAACGAUGGCUGAUGAUGUAGGGUAUAAUACGAUGGUCGAAAUCAUCAAUGAAUGGGCAAAGAAGAAUAAUUUCACGAGCGGUAGCGACGAUGAUGCUGAAAAUCAGUUUCAGUUAUCGAGCAAUGAUAAUGAUGAUUCCGUAUCGAAGCAAACACGUCUCAAAAAUAAGCACGCAGAUGCAGCCUCAACAUCAUCAUCCGUGCCGUUCAAUGAUUCAAAAUCGCCAAUUGAAUUGUCUCUAUUCGGUGCACCUCCAUCUUCGGAUGUUAUCAUCGAG
Molecule: messenger RNA, 1023 nt
Organism: Anisakis simplex (herring worm)
Lineage: Eukaryota; Metazoa; Nematoda; Chromadorea; Rhabditida; Anisakidae
Source: the annotation of a GenBank genome assembly